Molecule: messenger RNA, 366 nt
Organism: Meloidogyne enterolobii
Lineage: Eukaryota; Metazoa; Nematoda; Chromadorea; Rhabditida; Meloidogynidae
Source: the annotation of a GenBank genome assembly
AUGUUUAUUCAUUUAAAAAUACUUGAAGAUAUUUUUAAUCAAAAAUUAAUAUUUUUGUCAGUUUUUUUUAAAGUUUUUGCAAUGGUUUGUGAAAAAUGUACAAACAAAAUAUCUAAAUUAGCAACUGUCCAUGUCGACAAAAAUGCAAGUGGAUCACAAAGAUUAACCAACGAAAAUAAAUUUCUCAGUUCAAAACAAAAAUUUAAGCCGGGCGUUGGGGAAUUUAAAAGAUGCAGAGUUUGUAAAAAGAUGACUCAUCACAUCGCUGCAAAUUAUUGUCAAGAUUGUGCUUAUCAAAAAGGAAUAUGUCCUAUGUGUGGAAGGAAACAAAUAGAAACAUGCAAAUAUAGACAAAGUUUAACUUGA